Messenger RNA from Cicer arietinum (chickpea), 3162 nucleotides. RefSeq names its product probable methyltransferase PMT26. Gene Ontology annotation, molecular function: methyltransferase activity. The record is from RefSeq and is a predicted model, not a curated record. Gene Ontology annotation, cellular component: cytoplasm; endosome; trans-Golgi network. NCBI's taxonomy places the organism in Eukaryota, Viridiplantae, Streptophyta, Magnoliopsida, Fabales, Fabaceae.
AUGCGUCCCUCACCCUCUCCUAGUCUCUCUUUUUUCCUUUCUCAUUCUUUAAUUUCUCUCUCAUCACUCCCUUCCAUUUCUUUCCCUUUCCCAUCACAUUCAUUUUAAUAUUUUAUAUUAUUCCUUUUUAUCAACAAUCUCCAACUCUUACCCCACCCAAAAUCACCAUCAACAUUUUCUUUCCAUAUAUAAAUAAAUACCUUUAACUCUUCCUCCCUUCACGCUCCAAAUACAGCAACGUUUUAUUUCUUUCCCUUCCUUUUCUUUCUCCCUUCUUUCCUCAUACGCAAUCACAAUGCAGAGAUAACAACUCCCUCUCAGAUCUCAUUCUUUUCAAAUAGAUAUUGGUUUAAAUUAUCCGUGAAACGUUCCACCCUCUGCCAACAUGGCUCAAGCGAAAUAUACUAGAAUAGAUAAUAAACGAUCUCCAUCGAGUUACUGUUCAACAGUGACUAUUGUUGUGUUUGUGGCUCUAUGCUUGGUUGGGCUUUGGAUGAUGACAUCGUCCUCUGUAGUUCCUGUGCAAAAUGUAGAUGAGUCCCAGGAGACUAAGAGUGAGGUGAAAGAAUCGAGCGAGGUGGUGGAACAGGCAACUGACACCACUAAUACCAAUGCUCGGCAGUUUGAAGACAAGCAAGGAGAUUUGUCUGACGAUGCAACCAAGGAGGGUACUAGUGUCACAUCUGAGAACAAUGCUGACAAACAGGAAGAAAAAUUGGAUGAAAAGUCAGACGAGAAGUCUCCUGAAGAUACCAAGAUGGAAAAUAUUGGUUCAAAUGAGGGCGAGAAGAAAUCCGAUUCUGAUGAGAGCAAUGCCAAAUCUGAUUCUAAUUUGGACAACCAGAAAUCUGAUUCUGAUGAGAGUGAUAAGAAAUCAGAUUCCAAUGAGAGUGAGAAAAAAUAUGAAUCAAAUGAUAAUGAACAAUCUGAUUCAGAUGAAAAGCGGAAUUCAUCUGGUUCAGACGAAAGUGAAAAGAAAACCGAUGACUCGAGUGAAACAACAGAUAAUAAGACAGAAGAAAAGGUAGAUCAAAGUGGUAACCAAGAGUCUGAUGAAAGCUCUAAUGAGAAGAAAACAGAUGAAAAUACCAACAACCAGGGCUCUAAUGAGGUAUUCCCUUCUGUUGGCCAGACAGAGCUUCUGAAUGAAACUACGACACAAACUGGUUCUUUUUCAACCCAGGCAGCAGAGUCAAAGAAUGAAAAGGAGACUCAAAAAACCCCAGAGCAAUCUACCGGGUUCAAUUGGAAAGUCUGCAAUGUCACUGCUGGCCCUGACUACAUUCCAUGCCUUGACAACUUGAAGGCAAUUCGGAACCUUCCAAGUACUAAACACUAUGAACACAGAGAAAGGCAAUGUCCUCAAGAUCCUCCUACCUGCCUCGUCCCUCUUCCUGAAGGAUAUAAACGCCCAAUUGAGUGGCCCAAAAGCAGAGAGAAGAUAUGGUAUUCCAAUGUUCCACACACUAAGCUCGCUGAAUAUAAGGGGCAUCAGAAUUGGGUUAAAGUUACAGGCGAGUACCUUACUUUUCCCGGUGGUGGAACCCAAUUCAAACAUGGUGCGCUUCAUUAUAUUGACACUAUACAACAGUCUGUACCGGAUCUUGCUUGGGGCAAACAAACCCGUGUGAUAUUAGAUGUUGGAUGUGGUGUUGCCAGUUUUGGUGGCUUUCUCUUCGAAAGAGAUGUACUUGCAAUGUCAUUUGCACCAAAAGAUGAACAUGAAGCUCAGGUACAAUUUGCACUUGAAAGGGGAAUUCCUGCUAUAUCUGCUGUGAUGGGCACAAAGAGGCUUCCCUUCCCUGCAAGAGUAUUUGAUGCAGUCCAUUGUGCACGCUGUAGAGUUCCAUGGCAUAUAGAAGGUGGCAAACUUCUCUUGGAGCUGAAUAGAGUAUUGCGACCAGGUGGUUUGUUUGUAUGGUCUGCUACUCCAAUUUAUCAGAAGCUUCCCGAAGAUGUCGAAAUAUGGAAUGCAAUGAAAGCACUAACAAAAGCAUUAUGCUGGGAAGUUGUGUCUAUCACCAAGGAUAAACUCAAUGGAGUUGGUAUAGCUGUAUACAAGAAGCCAGCUUCUAAUGAGUGUUAUGAGCAACGAUCCGAGAAUCAACCUUCUAUAUGUCCAGACUCAGAUGAUCCUAAUGCUGCAUGGAACAUUCCAUUGCAAACUUGCAUACACAAAGCACCAGUGAGUUCAACAGAACGUGGGUCACAAUGGCCAGAGCAGUGGCCAACAAGACUGACCAAAACACCUUUCUGGUUAUCAAAUUCUGAUGUUGGAGUUUAUGGAAAGCCUGCUCCAGAAGAUUUUACUGCUGAUUAUGAACACUGGAAACGUGUAGUGUCCAAGUCUUAUCUAAAUGGGUUGGGCAUUCAGUGGUCCAAUGUGCGCAAUGUCAUGGACAUGAGAUCAGUCUAUGGAGGGUUUGCAGCAGCUUUGAAGGAUUUGAAUAUUUGGGUGAUGAAUGUGGUUCCAGUAGACUCACCAGACACACUUCCUAUUAUUUACGAACGGGGUCUGUUUGGCAUAUAUCAUGAUUGGUGUGAAUCAUUUAGCACAUAUCCCAGGUCCUAUGAUCUACUUCAUGCAGAUCAUCUGUUUUCAAAGCUUAAGAAAAGGUGCAAGUUCGAAGCUGUAGUGGCCGAGGUUGAUAGGAUUCUCAGGCCUGAGGGAAAGCUUAUUGUCCGGGAUACUUCUGAGAUCAUCAACGAGCUUGAGAGCUUGGCGAAGUCUAUGCAGUGGGAGGUUCGCAUGACUUACUCUAAAGAUACGGAGGGAUUUUUAUGUGUCCAGAAGUCCAUGUGGCGGCCUAAAGAAUCGGAGACAGUAGACUAUGCUAUUGGUUAAAGCAUAUUGAUGAGAUGCCAACAAGAGUUAGGUGAUUUUUGGGUUUUGGGUGCUCAAAAUUCUUGUGUAAGUGUGUUUCCACCAUUAUUCGUGUAUUGUUAAGUUAGGCAUUUAUUUUUUUCUUCUUUAUUUUUUCCUUUGGUAAUUUAUUUUGAUCUCCUCUGUUUGGAGGUUUGUUUCUUUUGCUGUAACAUGGUGCCAUAGUUAAGGAAUUCUGAUCACAUUCUUGCCAUUGUAGAGGCCUUGGAUACUUCAUAGUUGAGAUUCUUGAAAGCUAUAGUGAAAUGAGAUAUCCACCAAAUAUUGGUAUUAGUUUU